AUGGCCACCAAGUACAUCAUCGGGUCGGUGGCGGCGUCUUUCGCCUUCGCGUACGUCUGCGGCGUCUAUGUCGCCGACAGGAAGGUCCUCGGAGGCACGACUCCACGGACCGUAGCGACGAACGAGUGGUGGCAGGAGACGGACAAGAAGUUCCAGGCGUGGCCUCGCACCGCCGGCCCGCCCGUCGCCAUGAACCCCAUCAGGCGCCAGAACUUCAUCGUCAAGUCGUCUGAAUGA
Molecule: messenger RNA, 237 nt
Organism: Miscanthus lutarioriparius
Lineage: Eukaryota; Viridiplantae; Streptophyta; Magnoliopsida; Poales; Poaceae
Source: the annotation of a GenBank genome assembly